AUGGCGCCCGGGUUGGACUGGAGCAUGAACGCCUGCUGCGCCGGAGAAGGCGCGGGUGCCGCCGCCAUGUGCGACCCAGCCAUCUGCGCGAGACGGGUAUCCGCGGCGGCUGCGUUGGAGAGCGCGGCCGUCGAGCCCGCCGCAGCGUUCCACAUGCGCACGCUGCGGACCUCGUUUUUGAUGCGGGCGAGGCUGGCGCGCUGCGACCGGUGGAAGUGGCUGUCGCGCCUCGAGGCGAUGAGCGUCGUGCGGCACGGUGGCAUGUACUACGAUUUCGGCGACGACCGGUUCGGAGAGCGGCUGGAGACCGUGUCCGUGGAGGGCGACGCGGCGAGCGGCAUCGCGUUUGUGCAGCGCUAUGCGGGGGGCGAUUGUCGCGAGGUGUCGUUUGCCGCGUCGCUGCUGCGUCGCGCUGUUUCUCGGUCGCCGGCCGCGUCGACGCUGGGUCGCGCGAUCCUGCGCGGUUUGGCGAGCUAUACGGCGGGCGCACGGCGACGAUGUUCGAUCCAAGCGUUCGUCCCCGAGGAACACAAGUCUGGCCUCGACGUCGGCACUGGGGCGGGGAAGGCGGACGUCGUCGUGGACGGCGUCGCGACGCGACGCGCGCUCUCGCUCCCCGCCAUCGAGCCCCGGCCGCUAGCCAUCGUGUUGGAGCACGAUUGCGGCGGCGGCGGCGGCAAGAGUUCACCCCAGGCGAAGGAGCGCUCGGGCGCGGCGUUGGCGACGUUGCGCGCGCAUGGACACCCGCCGAUCCGGCUGAAGUGGCAGGUAGAGUGUUGAAGACGAGUAGUCAGUAUCUAGACUAGCCGGCCGAAUACGCGCCGGGAGAGUCU
Molecule: messenger RNA, 833 nt
Organism: Emiliania huxleyi CCMP1516
Lineage: Eukaryota; Haptophyta; Isochrysidales; Noelaerhabdaceae
Exons: 7
Coding region: 1-780 (259 amino acids)
Source: RefSeq, a predicted model, not a curated record